AUGUCUGCACAAUUGAUCGCCUGCUUACUCGAAUUAUAUCCCUUCGAACAGAAACAAGUAACUCCUUCAAAGAUCAAGAAUAUUUCAAUUGGAGAAUGUAUUCAUUGUCAUCAAAAUAAACCAGUCAAAUUAGAAGAAUGUCUUCAAUGCUAUCAACAAAAGAAAACUUGCUUAGCACCUUCAGGACAAAUGAACAAUAAUGAAAAAGAACAAAUAAAUGAAAAGGAAGCAACUCUAGCAUCUUCAGAACAAUUGAACAAUAAUGAAGAAGCACCUCUAGUACUUUCAGAACAAAUGAACAAUAAUGAAAAAGCUAAAAAUAUUGGAGAAUGUAUCCAUUGUUAUCAGGAAAAAUAUAUUAAAUUAGGGGAAUGUUACAAAUGUCAUCAAAAAAGAAGUAAUAAAUUUUAUAGUAACAAAAAGGAAUGCCCUGAAUGUAAAAAAAGAAUUACAGUAAUGAAUAGGAUGAUAAAUGACAAAAUUUGCACUAGAUGUCAUACAAAGUAUCAAAGAAGAUUUGAUAAUUUUAAUAAUCAAGUAACAUGUAAAACAUGUAAUGAACAAAACCAAAAAGGAGAAAUGUAUAAUGAAAAUGGACAAUGGUUCUGUUCAUUAGAUUGCAUGUAUGCAAAAAAGAUAUUAGAUGAAAUUGGAAACAUGAAAAAUAUUGAUAAGGAAAAAAUUAACAUUCUAGUGAAUAGAUUUACAAGUACUAAUAAGAAUGCGGGCUCAACAUACAAUCUUACUUCAAAUAUGAUUAUGGAAAAAAUAGAAGUAAAUAUGAAACAAAACAAAUCAAACGACGAAGAUUGGUGA
Molecule: messenger RNA, 816 nt
Organism: Rhizophagus irregularis DAOM 181602=DAOM 197198
Lineage: Eukaryota; Fungi; Glomeromycota; Glomeromycetes; Glomerales; Glomeraceae
Source: RefSeq, a predicted model, not a curated record